This is a messenger RNA of Sorex fumeus (smoky shrew), 1707 nucleotides long. RefSeq names its product interferon regulatory factor 7 (gene IRF7). Lineage: Eukaryota; Metazoa; Chordata; Mammalia; Eulipotyphla; Soricidae. Gene Ontology annotation, molecular function: DNA-binding transcription factor activity, RNA polymerase II-specific; protein binding; RNA polymerase II cis-regulatory region sequence-specific DNA binding. Gene Ontology annotation, cellular component: nucleus. Gene Ontology annotation, biological process: immune system process; regulation of transcription by RNA polymerase II. The record is from RefSeq and is a predicted model, not a curated record.
UGCGCGCCCCCGUCCAGGCCCGACGCUGGCGCAACACCUGUGACCGCACGUGUGGGCACCGCCGCAUCUGCCGUCACAUCCCGUGGCCACGCUCGCUCGGCCACCGCCCUCGUGCACGCCCGUGACCCGCACCCCGGGACCGCGGGCCUUGCGCGGAGCCAUGGCCCUGCGCCCCGAGAGGUGGGCCCCGCGGCCCCGCGCCCCCCGCCGGCUGCGCUUCGGGGACUGGCUCCUGCGCGAGGUGAGCAGCGGCCGCUACGACGGGCUGCGCUGGCUGGACGCCGCCCGCACGCGCUUCCGCGUGCCCUGGAAGCACUUCGGGCACAAGGACCUGAGCGAGGCCGACGCGCGCAUCUUCAAGGCCUGGGCCGUGGCGCGCGGGCGCUGGCCGCCCGGCGGCCCCGGCAGCGCUGACCGCUGGGCGCCCGAGAGCGCGCACCGCGCCGGCUGGAAGACCAACUUCCGCUGCGCGCUGACCAGCACGCGCCGCUUCGUGAUGCUCCAGGACAACUCCGGGGACCAGAGGGACCCGCACAAAGUCUUCGGGCUCAGCCCGGAGGCGGGCUGCAGAGGGCCGAGCGUUCCCGCGGAGGCGCUCCCCGCCGCGGCGCCCCCCGCCCGGGAGGCGCUGCCCUGUCCAGGCCAGGCCGAGGCGCGGGAGCCGCCGGAGGCCCGCGCCCCCAGCGCCCCCGCAGGCCCCUUCCUCCAGGCAGUGCCGCAGGGCAGCCUGCAGGCCCACCUGCUGGAUGCCGCCGCGUGGGUGGCGCCGCCGGCGCCCACUGCUGAGGAUCUGGACCUGCCCUGGGUAGCGGACGUGGCCCCCCCCUGCAGGCCCCUGCCCCAGGUCCCGCUGGCAGGCCCCGCCCCGGUCCCGGAGCCCUGGCCCCUGGCAGUGGCCCCCGGCACAGUGCCCUCCACAGCAGCGGGGGCCGCGGAGCCGCUGGCCGGGCCCUGGGGCUCCGGGGUGCACCUGCCGGCCCAGCUGGGAGUCCUGGACGUGACCAUCAUGUACAAGGGCCGCACGGUGCUGCAGGAGGUGGUGAGUCGGCCCAGCUGUGUCCUCCUGUACGGGGACCCCGGCCCGGCUGCCCCCGAGUCCCAGUGCGUGGCCUUCCCCAGUCCCGCCGAGCUGGCCGACCAGAAGCAGCUGGCGUACACCGAGCAGGUGCUGCGGCACGUGGAGCCCGGCCUGCAGCUCGAGCUGCGGGGGCCGGAGCUGAGGGCGCGGCGCCGGGGCAAGUGCAAGGUGUACUGGGAGCUGGGGGGGCCCCCGGGCUCCAGCAGCCCCCCCACGCCCCCCCAGCUGCUGGAGCGCAACUCCGACACCCCCAUCUUCGACUUCAGCUACUUCUACCAAGAGCUGCUGGAGUUCAGGGCCCAGCGCGGGGGCUCCCCCCGCUGCACCAUCUACCUCGGCUUCGGGCAGGACCUGUCGGCCCGCAGGCCCAAGGAGAAGCACCUGGUGCUGGUGAAGCUGGAACCCAGGCUGUGCCGGGCCCUUCUGGAGGCCGCGCAGCGCGAAGGCGCGUCCUCGCUGGACAGCGGCAACCUCGGCCUCUGCCUGUCCAGUGGCAACAGCCUGUUCGAGGACCUGGAGCAGCUGCUCAUGGAGCUGGGCCAGCCCGCCUAGCCGGCCCUCCCGCUGCCGCCCCCCCGCCGGCACACGAAAGCAGUCCCCGCUCCGAAAGAGAAUCCGUGUUUGAUAAA